GCCGGGCCGGGCCGGCUCUGCCGCCGCCUCCCGGCGCCGGGCGGGCAGCGAAGGAGUCUUCUGCUCCAGAGGAACACUUGGCAGGUCCAGCCCAGCUGCGAGCUUUCUUUCUGCACACGGAGCACGAGCGGCGCCAGCCCAAGACGGUCCCGCAAGCCGACAUGAAGGUGGAAAUCCUGCCAGCCCUCACCGACAACUACAUGUACCUCCUCAUCGAUGAGGAAAGCAAGGAGGCUGCCAUCGUCGACCCUGUGAACCCCCAGAAGGUUCUGGAUGCAGUGAAGAAGCACGGCGUGAAGCUGACCACUGUCCUGACCACCCACCACCACUGGGACCAUGCUGGAGGAAAUGAGAAGCUUGUGAAGAUGGAGACGGGGCUGCACGUGUACGGGGGAGACAACAGAGUGGGAGCUCUGACACAGAAAGUGUCCCACCUGACAGCACUCAAGGUGGGAUCUCUUAAUGUGAAAUGCCUCAGUACGCCGUGUCACACUUCUGGACACAUCUGUUAUUAUGUGACUAAGCCAAAUAGCUCCGAGCCACCUGCAGUUUUUACAGGUGACACCCUGUUCGUGGCUGGCUGUGGGAAGUUCUUCGAGGGAACCCCGGAGGAGAUGUACAAGGCACUGAUCGAGAUUCUGGGCAGCUUGGACCCCAGAACGAGGGUUUACUGUGGGCACGAAUACACCAUCAACAACCUCAAGUUUGCUCGGCACGUUGAACCCAACAAUGCCAAUAUCCACGAGAAGCUGGCGUGGGCCAAGGCACAGUACGACAGUGGAGAGCCCACCAUCCCCUCCACCCUCGCAGAGGAGUUCACCUACAACCCCUUCAUGAGAGUGAGGGAGAAGACAGUCCAGCAGCACGCGGGGGAGACCGACCCCAUCCGCACCAUGGGGGCCAUCAGGAAGGAGAAGGACAAUUUCCGAGUGCCGCGGGACUGAGCACCGCCCGCCGACCCCGCCAGCGCUUCGACCCUUCACCUGCCCUAGGAGUCAAACCUUCUGUUGUGAUUGAGACAGUCCUGUCUAGGUUUUUAUUUUGUUUUAAUUGAGGAGGAGAAAAGCACUUUGCCCCCUUGUUGAGAUGUUCUAUGGCAUAUUUAUAUUAUGGUGAAGAAUAUUUAUGGCUCUCUUUGCUGUCUCUCGAGCUGUCACCUGCAGAUCGUUGCACCAGUGGUGGUGGUGUGAGGCUCUGAGGUUGGGCUGGCAAGGAUCAAACCUGGAGGUUUAGGAAGAAGCUCCUGUUAGUUUUGGAGGAGCCUGAUGUGGAUGCAGACAGUGGGACUGGGGCUGAGGUGCCUUUGUGUAAAGCAGAGACCAAACACAGUAGUUGAGGAGUUGAGUGUUUCUUCCACGCUGCUGCUGCUGCUGCUGCAACGUCCUGAGUGUCGCUUCUGGCCCCACUAAAACCAGUUCCCAGUGACAGACCUGCUGUGCCACAUCAGGGUGGCACACUUCUGUUUCUUGCUGUCCAUAGGGCUAAAAGCCAUCCCUGCCCACAGGCAGGGUGUUAGAACUGGGUCAUCUUUAUGAUCCUUUCCACCCUAAACCAUUCCAGGGUCGUAUGACUAGAGCUGUGUGACCCCAGCUUGGAAACUGCAGGGAGGGAGCUCCCCUUGGGCUGCUUUUCCAGCAGGGAAUAGUGUGUCCAAGUGGAUGAAUGGGGUGAAUUUUGGAGGGAAAUAAAUGCAGGUUUAUGGUGAUUGGGUCUUCCCCUCCUGCAUUCCCGUCCUCCAGCUUGGGGUCUUUAAAUAAGAGAUGUGAGUGACAGGGUGGGACCAGCCCCAUGUGGCAUUGGCAUCUUUUAUCCAUCUUCCUCCUCAUUUUCUUUUCUUCCUGGUUCCUUGGUCUCCUCUGUACCACAGACCUACUCCAGGACCAGAGAUUGUUUCAAACAAAUGUUUUGCAGAUGAAACUUUGAAAAGAUUCAGAUGAUUUUGGUGUCUGUUUCUCCCCCUCUCCCUGGCACACGUUGGUAGGUGAUGCCACGCUGGAGCCUGGAACCACCUGGGUGUCACCUGUGUCCCUGUGCCUGCUGUUCCAACACCUCCUGCAUGGCAUUGUAUGAGCACCAGGUCUUUAUUUGCUUUAAAAUGCUAAAUUUUAUGUAAAUUCAGAAUGAAAAGUGGUACUUGAAGCUUUGCUGCCUCCCGAACUGGAAUGUUGUGCUGCUACACUGGAGUGGCUGUGACAGAGGAGAAAUAAAUAACGGCUGGAAAUGGA
Messenger RNA from Empidonax traillii (willow flycatcher), 2225 nucleotides. Its product is annotated as hydroxyacylglutathione hydrolase, mitochondrial. The transcript is spliced from 10 exons. Gene Ontology annotation, cellular component: mitochondrion. Gene Ontology annotation, biological process: glutathione metabolic process. NCBI's taxonomy places the organism in Eukaryota, Metazoa, Chordata, Aves, Passeriformes, Tyrannidae. The record is from RefSeq and is a predicted model, not a curated record. Bases 162 to 944 code for a protein of 260 amino acids. Gene Ontology annotation, molecular function: hydroxyacylglutathione hydrolase activity.